AUGGACGAAGACUUUGAAGACGAGGAGUGGCCUUUUGGCUGUGAAGGUGGACCAGAAGACAUCUUGGCUCCUUCAGGAGUUGGUUCCGCUGAAGUGAGCAAGCUGCUUGCUCGUGCGGAUGGUGAAGCGGGGGAGUUCUCGUUCGGAGGAGUUGCUGAUACAUUGCCCGUCGCACCUGGACUAUUUGUUGACGGCUUAGGUGCCAUUUCAACCCCGUUAUACGCCGAACAAGCUGAAAAACUCAUCGCACUAUGUGAAAAGUCUCCGUUCGGCCACAAUAUGGACACGAAGCUGGACGACAAUGUCCGGAAGAGCUGGCAAUUGCAACCAAACCUGAUCGAAUUUAAGAACCCACUAUGGCAAACCGGCAUUGAGAACCUGAGUAAGACCAUCGCUUCCCGUUUGGGAUACAAGGAUAUUCCUCUCAAAUGUCUACUAUACAAGCUGCUAGUGUAUGGCGAAGGAGGCCACUUUGUCAAGCAUCAGGACACGGAAAAGGAAGAUGGAAUGAUUGCAACGUUAGUGGUGCAACCUCCAAGUAUGCACCAAGGCGGAGAUCUGGUUGUGUAUCGAGAUGCAGAAGUAAAGUAUCGUCAUGAUUUUGGGAAGGCCGACAAUUCUGCUGCAUACCAGCCACACUACGCUGUUCACUAUGCUGAUGCUGAACAUGCUCUGGAGAAAGUGACCAAAGGAUAUCGUCUCGCUCUGGUGUACUCUAUUUGCUUACCACCAACAAUGCGUCACUUGGAAAGACAGUACGAUGUACCUCUAACUGAAGAGCUAGCCAAUGCUAUUGCCAAGAUGAAAGGUGAUGACGAUUCGUUUGCAUUGUUGCUGGCUCAUGAGUACACGGAAAACAGUAUCCGAAACAUGGGAUCGGGGGCUUUAAAGGGGGUGGAUAGUGCGAGAUUUCACGCACUUGAUGGAGCCAAUGCGCUUGUUCCUGAGGACAAGAAAUUGCUGUUUUUCAUCGUGCAGCUACAACAUGAUGUUAGCUAUAAUUGUGGCGGCUAUGACUACGAGAAGACGGGUCAUAAUGACUCCGCUACAUGGUUCACAAGAACAGGUAAAGACCUCGGUAGGGUCGCGCAUUCGACUGAAAAGCUGAAUAUCCUUAACCCUGGACAAGAAGCGCUUGAAAGUAUUUGGAGUUUAACGGCGUACGGCAAGAUGACCAAACGAGGUGGGUACGUAGGCAAUGAGAGUUCUAAAACAGUGUCAACAUACACGCGAUACGCGAUUGUGGCUUGGCCAGCAACUAAGCACUCGGACAAAGCGUUGAAGUUUAUGCCCAUGGAUGUUGCAGCUGAAGCUUUGCAUUGCCGUAAGCCAGUGUCUGCUGAGGAAGUUAGCAAAUUCUUGGAGGGUGCAAGUGCCAGGAUUGAAACCGAAAAUAAGAAAAAGAAGUAUGGAGAAAAGCGUGAAGUGUUCUCUACGAAAUUUUUCCGUCUGGUUUGCGAACUACUCGCUGGAACGGGAGAUCCGAAGGCCGUGAACUCGUUUUUCACAACUUACUGUGGAGCACUUGGCGGAGUAGAAGACAACGAGGCUUUCAUUCCACCAAUCACGGCAAUAGUGCGCACAUUCGACUGGUCAGACAUUGGAGACUCUGUUUUGAAGGCGUUGGGUUCUGGUGUUGAAAAAGAUGAUGAUGGUCGUGGUCGUGAAAUAAACGCUGGUCUAUCAUCAUUGAAAAUGACAUUACGCGUGAUCGAUGGUCUGGCUAGCGGCACCGCUCAGCAGGCCUUAGUCAAGAAGAGUGUUGAAAUUGCGACUCAAAUGGCUGACAAGGAGCUAUUCACGUCGAAGUCUAUUGGAUUGCUUUGGAAGUGGGUUAUCCACAGCGAUGACAAAAAACAUCUCGAAACGAUUGCCAAUAAAUUCCGAGAGGCUGAGACGAGUCUACUUGGUCCCUCGAUUCAAUACUUAUCGCAGCAUUUGAGUAAUACCGGAAACGAUGUAAAGAGCGCUGUUUUGGAUCCGGUUGUGCCAUUGCGAGUGAAGUGGUUGGAGGAUCAAAUUAAAUCGUUGGACAAGAAAUUUUCGUGGGAAAUGCCGGCCGCAAAGUUCUCGGAGAACAAAAAGAUUGAGGAGUUUCUUCGAGGUCCUGAGCAGUCCAUGACUACCAAAGGUGUGGAGAAAUUUAAGGAAUUCCAAGAGGCCAAGAACUAUGCCGCGAAGCACACGCCCAAGGAGCAAGUUGAGUGUUCAUUCGAAUUGGAAGCUGCCGAAAUUGACGGAAACUCGUUUGUGGCGAUCACGAAAACCCGCGAUUGCUUUUUGGCGCAGCAGAAAAUGCUAGUAAACCAUCAGAAGGAGCUUCACCGUCUGAAGGAGCAGUUUGGAGAAGUUUUGAGUGUCGACGGAGCUGAAAAGAAGCGAGCUCGCGCCGAUAAAUGA
Molecule: messenger RNA, 2400 nt
Organism: Phytophthora nicotianae INRA-310
Lineage: Eukaryota; Oomycota; Peronosporomycetes; Peronosporales; Peronosporaceae
Exons: 1
Coding region: 1-2400 (799 amino acids)
Source: RefSeq, a predicted model, not a curated record